Boleophthalmus pectinirostris (great blue-spotted mudskipper) is the source of this 2091-nucleotide messenger RNA. Its product is annotated as protein NLRC3-like. The transcript is spliced from 4 exons. Bases 34 to 2091 code for a protein of 685 amino acids. The record is from RefSeq and is a predicted model, not a curated record. Lineage: Eukaryota; Metazoa; Chordata; Actinopteri; Gobiiformes; Gobiidae.
CAGUGUUAAAUGAUCUGACUUUUCAGGGAGAAGAUGGAAAAUCCUGUGGCUGGUUCUGAUGGUCUGUCUUUGAAGAGUGACCGCUCCAUGGGCCGAUACAUGGAGUUUAACAGUGAAGCUCCUUGUGAUCAUCCUAGAGAAAGUCCAGAGGGUCGUGCAAGUGAGAGGACUCAGCUGGACGCCAUCUUCAUGAUUUUACAGGAAAACAAAAUUACAAUUGUUAAAACCGAGUUAAGGAGUUUACUCAGGCCUUUUGACUCAGAUCCCCCAGAGUGGUUUGAGAGGGAGGAAGAUGAGGAGCAGACCAGCAGAGGGCAUUUUCUGAAGAUCAGCCUGGACUUUCUGAGAAGGAAGAAGCAGGAACAGCUGGCUGAGCACCUGCUAUACGGUGAAAAUCUAGGAGUUUGUUGCCAAAAUCUCAAGAGAAUUCUCCAACAGAGGUUCACCUGUGUGUCUGAGGGCACUGCAAAGCCAGGAAACCCAACCCUCCUAAACCAGAUCUACACAGAGUUAUUUAUCACAGGAGGGCUCACAGGGAUCACCCAAGAACACGAGGUACAGCUCAUCGAGACCACAUGCCGAAGACCAGCCACACCAGAAUGCACCACCAACAAAAAGGGACAAACCAGAAUUGAUCUUACAGACACAGCACACAGGUCAUUCAGAAAAGAAACAAAUGAAAAAGAUAUCAUGCUUACAGAGCCACAAAUCAGAACAGUUCUGACUCAAGGUGUGGCUGGCAUCGGGAAAACAGUGCUCACUCAGAAGUUCUGUCUGGACUGGGCUGAAGGCAAAACCAACCAGGACCUCCAGCUGCUGUUCCCUUUCACUUUCAGAGAGCUCAAUGUGCUCAGAGACACACAGUUCAGCCUGGUGGAGCUGCUGCACCACUUCUUCAGUCCAUCCAAACAUCUCUGCAGCUUCCAACAGCUCCAGGUGCUCUUCAUCUUUGACGGUCUGGACGAGUGCAGACUUCCUCUGGACUUCAGGCAAACCCGGGUCCUGACUGACCCCACAGAGUCCAGCUUUGUGCACGUGCUGUUGGUGAACCUCAUCAGAGGGAGCCUGCUUCCCUCCGCUCGCCUCUGGAUAACCACAAGACCCGCAGCGACCAAUCAGAUCCCUGCUGAGUGUGUCUCAAUGGUGACAGAGGUGCGAGGGUUCACUGAUCUUCAGAAGGAGCAGUACUUCAGGAAGAGUUUUAAAAAUGAGCAGCAGGUCACAGUCGUCAUCUCCCACAUCAAGAGCAUCCACAGCCUCCACAUUAUGAGCCACAUGCCGAUCUUCUGCUGGAUCCUCUCCACCGUCCUGCACCAUGUGAUACAAAAUGGCAUAACACACCAGCUGCCCCAAACUCUGACCGAGAUCUACAUUCACUUCCUGGUGGUCCAGGCCAAAGUGAAGGGCAUCAAGUAUAACAGCUGCUCUGAGACAGACUCUCCCUGGACUCCAGAGACCAGGGAGAUGGUCCUGUCUCUAGGGAAGUUGGCCUUUGAGCAGCUGCAGAAAGGAAACCUGAUCUUUUAUGAGUCAGAUCUGAGUGAGUGUGGACUGAAUGCUGAAGAGGCCUCAGUGUACUCUGGAGUGUUCACACAGGUCUUUAGAGAGGAGCCAGGCCUGUACCAGGACAAGGUCUACUGCUUCUUACAUCUGAGUGUGCAGGAGUUCCUGGCUGCACUUCAUGUUUAUCUCACCUUCAUCGUGUCUGGAGUCAAUCUGUUAUCAUGGGGAAAAAUACCAAUUUCACCCAAGUCUAUCGUUAAAAUAAAAUCUCAACAACUGGUAGAGUUUCUGCAGUCUGCAGUGGACCAGGCCUUAAAGAGCCCAAAUGGACAUCUGGACCUGUUUCUGCGUUUCCUCUUGGGUCUGUCUCUGUCGGUAAAUCAGUGUCUCCUACAGGGUUUGCUUCCUCAGACAGUAGUUAGCUCACAAACCAUCAAGAAAACUGUGGAGUAUAUCAAGACAAGGAUUCAUGAAAAACAAGAAGCAGAGCGAAGCAUUAAUCUGUUUCAUUGUCUAAAUGAACUGCGGGACUGUUCUUUGGUAAAGCAGAUUCAUCAGAACAUAACCUCUCCCCUCCCAAAAUUAUAA